UACGGCUCGCGAGAGUUGCUUUUGCGCGCGAACUCUAAGUGCCAGGGUCUCAGGGCCGGGUCGCGGCUGGUCACUGGGCAGGCGCUUGGGUGACGCGACGAUCUCAGCUGAUCUGGUCACCUUCGUCUCCCCGCCAUGGAGACCUCAGCGCUCAAGCAGCAGGAGCUGCCCGCGGCGGCCAAGAUCAGGAACCUGCCCUGCCGGGACCGAGCCGCAAAGGUUUUCUCCGACACCCCCCAGCUCCCCAGACUCGUCCGUCUGUUUAGGACUUUUGCCAGCUGUCACCCUUUGACGCCCAGCUCCAUUUGCCGAAGAAGAAGUCGGCUUUCGCACCUGGUGACAGCACAGGGGUUCGAUUCCACGUCUCCUGACACCUGCAAUGGCCUCCAUGCCAAAGUGCCCUCUUCCCACUCUUCAAAACCUGCGAUGCGACUACUGGUCACAUUUUAAACUAGUAAUAAGGCUCCCUGGUCAACUUUUAUUGGAUGGCAUAUUAUUAGAUUAGCAGACGCCCUGUUAGAUGUUCGAUCCUUACAAAGACCGUAAGAGGGUUGAAAAAUACCGGCCACAGACCCUGAAUGAUCUCAUUUCUCAUCAGGACAUUCUGAGUACCAUUCAGAAGUUUAUCAGUGAAGACCGACUGCCACACUUGCUUCUCUAUGGUCCUCCAGGGACAGGCAAGACAUCUACCAUCCUAGCCUGUGCGAAACAGCUGUAUAAAGACAAAGAAUUUGGCUCCAUGGUCUUGGAGCUGAACGCUUCAGAUGACCGAGGAAUAGACAUCGUUCGAGGACCAAUCCUGAGCUUUGCUAGCACAAGGACAAUAUUUAAGAAAGGCUUUAAGCUAGUGAUCUUGGAUGAAGCAGACGCCAUGACUCAGGACGCCCAGAAUGCCUUGAGAAGAGUAAUCGAGAAAUUCACAGAGAAUACCAGAUUCUGCCUCAUCUGUAACUAUCUGUCAAAGAUCAUCCCUGCCUUGCAGUCCCGCUGCACGAGGUUUCGGUUCGGUCCCCUGACUCCUGAACUCAUGGUUCCCCGCCUGGAACAUGUCGUGGAAGAAGAGAAAGUUGAUAUAAGUGAAGAUGGAAUGAAAGCACUAGUCACUCUUUCCAGCGGAGACAUGCGCAGGGCUCUGAACAUUUUGCAGAGCACCAAUAUGGCCUUUGGGAAGGUGACAGAGGAGACUGUCUACACCUGCACCGGGCACCCGCUCAAGUCAGAUAUCGCCAACAUCCUGGACUGGAUGUUGAAUCAAGAUUUCACCACAGCCUACAGAAAUAUUACAGAGUUGAAAACUCUGAAGGGGUUGGCACUGCAUGAUAUCCUGACAGAGAUACACUUGUUUGUGCAUAGAGUUGACUUUCCGUCUUCAGUUCGAAUACAUUUAUUGACCAAAAUGGCAGACAUUGAGUACAGGCUUUCUGUUGGCACCAAUGAGAAGAUCCAGCUGAGCUCCCUCAUUGCUGCAUUUCAAGUCACCAGAGACCUGAUUGUUGCAGAGGCCUAGAUGCUCCGAGGGCUGUUCACAAUUCUCAGGGCUCUGCAGUGACGGAAGAACAGAGGACAGUUCCGGGAUGAACUGCAGCCUGGGGUCGUGGGAUGAACCAGGCACUCUAAAUCUUGGAAAAACUCCUUUCCAGGACAGGAUGGGCAGGCAUUUUUAAAAGUACCAUUUUUUGUGGUGGUUUGGAGCAGAGAUGUACAAAAUAAUUUUAAUGUAUAACUCAUACUGCCCAUCUUUUAUAGGGGAAAAAAAUAACCUUUUUUAUUUUAAAGUUAUAAGGCUUUUACCUUUUAGUUGCUUGGAUGACAGGGAAUUAGCCUACCCCAUUUUGGUCUGGAACAGAAGACUUUCAAAUCUAAUAUGGUCCAAGUGUCUUCCUACUCAAGGUAAACAUCAUCUCCAAAAUUACAUUUACGAUUCUAAUAUUUGGCAUUAUGUCUUUAUCUAAUUUAAACAGAUGUUAACAAACGUCUGGCCAAAACUAUUAUACUUUUAUAAGAUGAGCUGAAUUCUCUGACUUUAAAAACUGGUCUAUUUACCCUUUGUGGUAGAAGAGUUACCAGCAGGUUCCAAAUUGAUGUGGAUGAUAGGAAAAAAAUUUUAAUUUUAAAUAUAAUAUAGAGCCUUAAACUAUGCCACUGGGGGGCAGAGGCUGUAUAAAACACACUUGUUUUCAUGCAGGAGAGGGGCAAGUAAGAUUGAGCCUGACUGUAAACCUAGAACUGUGGGAGGACUGGGACUUUUGUACAAAUUUCACAUUUAUUUUAUAGCAAUCAUGCUGCAUUUGUGUUAGUGUUCUUUAUAAUAAAAGACAAAGCAGCCUGCUGGCUGGCUGUGUUACAAGUGACUCUUCCGUAGACAGCUAGAAAGAUGCUGACUUUGUCAAACUUGCAUUUAUAUGAAAACCUUCCAUCUCUAAUAUCACAGAAUAAACUUUCUUUGGAUGCUGUUCUUUA
This is a messenger RNA of Cercocebus atys (sooty mangabey), 2460 nucleotides long. RefSeq names its product replication factor C (activator 1) 5, 36.5kDa (gene RFC5). Gene Ontology annotation, cellular component: nucleus; DNA replication factor C complex. NCBI's taxonomy places the organism in Eukaryota, Metazoa, Chordata, Mammalia, Primates, Cercopithecidae. Bases 521 to 1507 code for a protein of 328 amino acids. Gene Ontology annotation, biological process: DNA repair; DNA-templated DNA replication. Gene Ontology annotation, molecular function: ATP hydrolysis activity; DNA binding; DNA clamp loader activity. The transcript has 12 exons. The record is from RefSeq and is a predicted model, not a curated record.